Macrosteles quadrilineatus (aster leafhopper) is the source of this 5434-nucleotide messenger RNA. RefSeq names its product protein germ cell-less-like. Gene Ontology annotation, molecular function: protein binding. NCBI's taxonomy places the organism in Eukaryota, Metazoa, Arthropoda, Insecta, Hemiptera, Cicadellidae. The coding region runs from base 210 to 1661 and encodes 483 amino acids. Gene Ontology annotation, biological process: germ cell development. The record is from RefSeq and is a predicted model, not a curated record. The transcript is spliced from 8 exons.
AUCACGAUCACAAUAUUUUUCGCGAUGAUGAAAGAGUAACUUGGUGAGUUUAUGGAAGAAAGUGAAAGUUAACAUUUUCCUUACAAAGGAAGUGGGAGACCAGAAUCUUUUGAAUUAUACUAAAAGAAGUUCUUGUCGUUAAAAAUGGUUGUUUUACUGUCUAAAAAUUAGUAACUGCUAGCUGUCCUUCCAUUUUUGGUGAAAUUAUCAUGGGUGAAUCAAUGAGUAAAUUUGUUUCUCAGUAUGCUCCUGUAAGUGUAACUGAGGCCUAUAAUAGAAUUAGCCAUAAACGAAAAAGGAUGUCUUCUCUUGAGGAAGAAGAUGAAACAAACUUAGAAGAAUCCCUUCACUCUCCAAAAAAACGUAAGCUCACCUGCACAACUCAGUAUAUAUACAAGGCAUUGUUUGUUGAUGGAAGAAAUAGUGAUGUUGUUGUGGAUGCUCUUGGAAAGGAGUGGAGACUUCAUAAGGUUUAUUUGACUCAGAGUCCAUACUUUCAAAGUAUGUUUUCUGGUUCCUGGAAAGAGACAGACAACAAAUACAUCAGGAUAGAGAUAGCAGAUCCCAACAUAACACUAGACUCACUAAAGGUGGUGCUUGGCUCACUGUACCAGGACGAGGUGUCUAUUGAGCCAGCUGACGUGGUGGGGGUGUUGGCGGCUGCUACAAUGUUUCAGUUGGACGGACUGAUAGACCAAUGUCUCUGCAUCAUGGUGGAGACCAUCAGUCCUCUUACGGCCACUAGCUACUACGAGGCGGCCAGUCAAUACGGGCUGCAGCGCAUCAGACAUGCCACCGUCAAGUGGUUCCUGACCAACCUCAUGACCUACUACCCUUCCCACGCCAAACGCCUGCGACAGAUUGAGCCAGACCUGAUGGCAGUUCUGGUGCAAGACAAGGACCUGGUGGUGGUACAGACAGAGUUUUGUCUCUACUGGUUGCUCAGAUUCUGGGUGUUCUUGAGGCUACAUCCACACUGGACCCAUGAUGAGGACGGCUGCACAGGAUCAGACUCCAAACAAGUCACUGAGUUCUUCCAUCAACGACCAGAUAAAUCAGCCUUCCUGGUGAGUCCUGAAGGCAAGGACUACCUGAGAGUGUUCCAAGGUCUACACAUUGGCUCACUGAUCACCCAAGUACAGGACCUGCGGACACUGACAACAGACAGGAUACUGCCUGAGGUCUGGCUCUACCCUGUACUGACAGACCAGUGGGCCAGUCUGCUAUGCUUGGACAGUGGCAAGGACAGAGGACCCGAGAAAGAGCGGAUUGGGAUGGAGAAAUUUUUUUCAUCUUGUGUUCGGUGUGGCCGUGUGUUGGAGAGCAAGGACAAUCACACGUGGAAGUGGAAGGUGUUCAACUUUGGGCUGGACCUCGUCUGGUCAACCUUUAACAACAUGUUGACAGUGCGUCGAGCCAGUGAUGAUGCUCCACUCAGCUACAAUGGCAUACGCAAUGUCAUGCUAAGGGUGACUCUGGCAACCCUGGACAAGCAGAGACAGACAAAGCUGAGCCAGUCAUCAGGUGUUAUCUCUGUUAUGUUGGUCCGCAACCAUGAGGUCAAGGUGAUGGAUCUGUGUCCAGACUUUGACUAUCCUCUGAUAGUCAGUGUCUGUCUUUUGUCUGUCACACCUCAACCUUCCACGUCGACCUCUGUCUGACACAUACAACAUAAUCUGCCAACCAUUGUGUUUAAAGAAAAUAUGUAUUAUUUUGGGUUAUGAAGAAACAAGCAAAUUAACAUUUAUUUUGUGUAAUACACGACUAAUUUGUAUGUGGCUUUAAUUUCAGUUUAAUGUUUUUAACAAGUAAUGAGCUUUUCUUUGGACUUUAACAGAUUACUUGUUUGGUACUGAGUGCAAAGAUGUUUAAUUUGUUUGUGAUAUAACAUAAUGGUAGCUGCAUUCUGUUAUUAUAAAACUCACAAAAGAAUUUUUUUAUUUGUAAACUAAAAUUUAACAAGAGGUUAAGAUAACAGGAUAACGUCUUGACAUUUUGAGUAUUUUCCUAACACCAAGUUGUAUUUAUAGUUAGGCUAACUAAAAAUCAAGUAAGUUAUAAUAAACUGAGUUUAGUUUAAAUAUUUAGCUCCUACUUGAAAUGCUGAGAGGACCAUGAAGUAAAUGAUCUCUGAUUAUCAUUAAAACUACUAACUUAGAAGAAAUCGCAUACUGUAGCACAGCACGGUACCAAAAGAUUAUGUUCAAGAUUUAACAUGCAAUCAAAUGAGACAGGAAGAGGAAAGUAGUGUGUACCUCCAGUUGUACCAGAGGAUAUUUCUGAGUGCAAAUUACAUGGGUAGAUCUUGGUUUGUCACGCCUAGGUGUAGCCUACAACAGUUAGCAUCUAGGCGGAUGAGUAGCUAUGAUGAUCCACCCUCUUCUAACUCCACCAGCACUUUUCAUCUUCUUUCCCUAUACAAAGCUUAGUACACCAUGGAUCCAUCAGUGUAGUUUGUUUUGACUAAAUAUAUCAGAUAAAAGAUCCCUCAUUGAUGUGUGAUCACUCAAAGAAGAACAAUAUGUAGAACUGGUGUUGGUAGAUGUGACAGGUGAGGCGACCAAUUGCAUUUUCAAUGAAAAACUAAUCCCCGCAUUCUGUACUAAAGCACACGGUGUUACUGAAAUUGCUUUUCUAUUCCCACCCCCCAAAUCUACUAAACACAAACUCUACCAGUUUUUUUUUACGAUUGACUCUGGUGAUUUGAGGGGACGCAAUCGUAUCAAACCAUUUAAAAAGAAAAGUGUAAUACUGGUGCUGCAUAUCUUGUUACAACAUAUUGUUGUGUUAAGCACACAUUGUGUAUAGAUGGGGAGGAUAACGAAAUGUUGAAGGCUGGAACUGUAACACAUAAUAUGAAGGUGUUUUAUUUUAGUUCAAGCCUCUCAGCUUCAAAAAUCCUGCUCUAAAUAUCCCUUCUACUUAAAAUUACUCCUAGCUCAGGAACAAUGUUUGAUUUUGUUUUAUAUUAAUCGUGUACUUUAUGAUUUGGAUGAUAAAUCAUGAUAUUGUUACCUGUGAUCAACUAAUCAUUACUUAUGACUGUUUUCUGUUAAUGAACAGAGUUAACUUCCUUUUUCAUUCCUCAUGUUUUUCAGUAAUUUAAGUGCCAACAAUUAAAACUUGUUAUAAAUAAGGUUACCAUUGUAGUAAUAAUAAGAGUAGUAAUAAUGUUAUAUUUAUACGACAGUCCUACACAUUAUUUUAAUUUUCAUCAUGGUAGCUCGCAAUAACUGCAUGUGUUCAUAAGUGAUUAAAUAAUGUAUUGUGUUCAAUAUUUCUUCUAAACAUUCAUGUUUUUGGGGUUUAUAAUAAAUUAUAGAUGGGAAAAUUUAGGAAAUUUUUAACUUAGGGGUAUAUUUUUUUGUCUUUUUAUGUAAAUUUAAAGUAUUUUGUUUCCAACAUUUGUAAUGUGUCAUAAAUAUUUUCAUUCCGUUAUGUGUUAAGUAAUUAUAUUUUAAUUUUGCAUCCUUUUAUACAUUUAAUUUAAUAGAUAUCAAGUGAUAAACAUUGCUCCAAUGUUGAGUAUAUAGAACUUUUUCCAUACAAACUUUCACAUUUUCAUUAAAAUAAAUUUACUAUCCAUCAUUACAACUCAUUAAAAACCAAAACCUUUAGAACAUGGCAGUAACUAUUGUUUUGUGUUUAAACGUCAACCUUUCAACAUGAGUCAAUCUUCAGAACAUAUAAGUAUCAUCAUCCCUUUAACAGUCAUUAUGUUCAAGAUUCUGCUGCUUUUGCUUCCUUUUGUAUUUAACCAUUCUUUUUUUAAAUAACAUAAUUUAACCUCUACUUUGUAUACAACCUUCAUUGGAUACAAGAGCUUUUCUUCAACCUGGCAAAAUAUCUUCAAUAUAAGUAAAUGUUAGAUUUAUGAAAAAAUCAACAGGUUUAAAAGUACUGAAUGUUUAUUUUACCAAAGAUUACACAUGCUAUGUAAAUUGCGUACCAUGUGUAAUCUUUGAUUUUACUAUGUAGGUAGUGUAUGGAACUUGUUGCAGUUGCUGUCUGAUUAUCUUUGGCUACUGCUAUAGUAGGCAUAUCAUCCUAUUAUAAUCGGACAUUGUUUUGGUGUAACACACUCAGUAUGUUGAUGUUCACCAAACAUUUCUCUCAAGAGUAAAUAUUACGGGUGCACUUUACUGCUUGGUUAUAAGAGCAGGACCAGCGUUAGUUUACAAAUAGGUUGUUAUUUUGGUAGGGAUGGUUUUAGUAUAAAAUAUAUAAAUUGCAGAGAACACAUCAACACACUCUGGCUCUACUACUAGAAACUCCAAGGAUAGUAAAAUACCAAGGGGGUAAAUCCAAGGGUGUUUUCUAUUCAGAUUCUAUAUCAUGUUGCUUAAUGAAGUACAUUUAAUCUCUGAUAUUAGUGAAAAAAAAAAUUUAAUUAAAAAAAUCAUAUUUUGGUUACAUUUUGCUUUUUACUUUCUCCCCCUAUACAAAUCUCGGAUAUGGAGAAAGUAUUGUUUUCGUAAAAAUUUUCGAGUUUGAGUUUUGAGUGGAUAUAUCAGUUUUGGGUCCUCCUGAACCCAAAAAAGUGGUUUUCGAAGUGAUGUCUGUGUGUGUCUGUCUGUAUUGUGUGGAUGUGUACAGAGCUACAGACCACCCCUGUUGUCCGAUAUUGAUGAAAUGUGGUAUGUUUGCACUAAUCCAUGGUAUCUCCAGGUGUUUUUUUCAUUUUUUUACAUUUUGAUUUUUAAUGGUAAUUUUCCCAUAAAAUAACGGAAAAAUCGGAACUUCUCAAAAAAUGGCCAGAACAAUUUUUAUGUACUGUGCUAUUGUCCUUUAAAUUCUUAACAAAAUGGUACAAAACACAUUUCUGUAAAAAUUAUGGUUCAAAAGUUAUUGUAACUUAUGUUAUUUUCUCAUUAAAAACCCCAUAAAAUAACAAAAAUCUGAUUUUAGGAAAAAAACUGGUUUUGAUUCAAAUAAUUUAAUUAAUUAAUUAUAGUCCUUAUAAUUUCAAACAAAAUAGAGCAACCCCCCAUUGCGGGUAAACAAUUAUUACUGCUAAAAAAUUAUCGCACCUUUUGUGAUUUUCUCUUUAAAAUAUCAUAGUUUUACUCCCACCGCUUACCCAUGAUAAAGGUUGUUGACAAGCCAAUGGGAGAAAGUAUGUGUCAGAUUGCUAAUCCCAUUUAUUUAAAUAUAUUUGAUAAAUUUUAUAAUCCAUGUAUUUAUAAAUUAAAUAUUAACAUUUAAUAUAAAUGUCACUAAAUUUAAAUGCACACUGGUAAACACUAACUUGUGCCUGUAGUAACUUAUGUUGGUUUGUGAUGUUGAAUGAAACUCCAAUAUUAUAUCCAAGCCCAAGCAUACUUAAUACAUUUUCAAAUGUAUCACUUUUUGUACACAGACUCUUUUCUUGAAUGUAAUAUAGUUGCACUAGUUAUAGUUUUAUACUUUUAAAAAUAUAAAUGUUAUAUUUAAA